Molecule: messenger RNA, 612 nt
Organism: Metarhizium acridum CQMa 102
Lineage: Eukaryota; Fungi; Ascomycota; Sordariomycetes; Hypocreales; Clavicipitaceae
Source: RefSeq, a predicted model, not a curated record
AUGACCAGUGGUGAAAUCGAGACCAAGCACAGCCAACAACACGUCAUCGUCCCCUCUGUGCAAGGGCAUUGCAAGACGACUUUGCAGCGGACCAUAAGCGAGACAAUCGGGCCCGAUGAGCUGUCGGUUACAUUUUCAUCGGACCUGAGAGACCAACACCUACGUGCAGCUGUGCGAGGUCAUGCCGUGGCUGAUGUGGAAAUUUGUUCCAGCAGCCUACUCCUGAACAUGGCACUCUCCGCGGCCCAAUAUGCCUAUAUUAAGAAUGCUAAUAGUCAGAAAAUGCCAGUGCCAUUGACCUUCCACAACUGCUAUUUUCACCGGGGUGUUGCCUUGACGGAGAAACCCCAGAUCGUGCAAGUCACUGUCACUCUCACACCCUCGACGAAGACUACGGAUAUCCAGUACCACUGCCGCACGUCUGACGAGUAUUACGAGAUAGGAGCCUGCCAGGUCGCCUUGGAGUCAGCAAGCAAACCGGACCAAGCUAGCUUCCUGGUUCGGUCGCGCAUGGCUGCUCUCAAGGCGCCCGCAAAUCACCGGCUGGGCAAACGCGCAGUCGACCGUUUAUUCGACAACGUUGUGCGUAAUGUGAACACUAUUAGGGGCUAG